UGAAAUGUCCGUUUAUCCGAUACUGUUGCACGCAGGAGCGUGCUUGUGGUAUGUUUUCUUUUGGAACAACUUUUUAAGCAAUGGCAGUCAUCAAAAAGAGAGUGACUGGGAUCCAAAGUACCGAGACAUACAUGAAAUGGGAACUAGGUUUCUCACCAAUUGGAAUCUAUUUAUUCAGACGUUGUUUUUUGGCGGCUGUUUGUUUAACGAUUUAAUGAAAAUAUUGAACGGUCCCAACUGGUUGAAAUUAGGAUCAAAAUUUCAAACUCUACUCUCGCUGAGUUUUUCGUCGAUAUUACUGCCAACUGGAAUCGUAAGUUUCAUUUUUUAGAUUUAUUUAGUGUAU
This is a messenger RNA of Diuraphis noxia (Russian wheat aphid), 346 nucleotides long. Its product is annotated as androgen-dependent TFPI-regulating protein-like. The record is from RefSeq and is a predicted model, not a curated record. Gene Ontology annotation, cellular component: endomembrane system; membrane. Lineage: Eukaryota; Metazoa; Arthropoda; Insecta; Hemiptera; Aphididae.